CGCAGGGAGACGGGAGGGGGUGAGAACGGAGAGUGAAUUAAUGAGCGGGAAAAAGGAAGGAGGAAUACAGACGGUUCAUAUGAGGAUUGUGCUGCCAUGUUCAGAUUAAGCCUCUUUCUCCUUCUGCUGCCCUGCUCCUCAUAUUCCACGCUGUUGGGAUGGAUGGAGUCUCCUGGGUACCCCAGGGGGUAUUUGCCUCAUAAAAGUUUAAACUGGACCAAGUGCGCGCCCAAAGGUCAAACCGUCUCCAUCAGACUGAUCCACCUGGACCUGGAGAACAGCCAAGACUGUGAAAAUGAUGCUGUGAAGAUCUCAUCCAAAGGGAACCUGAUAGCUCUUCUGUGUGGGAAAAGAGACUAUAAGGAGCUUCAGGAGACGGUGAACCCACUGCUGUUCUCCUCCCCUGGCGGCUGCCUCACUCUUCUGUUUCACUCCGAUUACUCCAACACCGAGAGACACACUGGCUUCAGAGGGUUUUAUACGCUUCAAGACUUUAAUGAGUGUGAGGACGAGCAAAUCAACAAAUGCUCUCACUUCUGCCACAACUUCCUCGGAGGCUACCACUGCUCCUGUCGUCAUGGUUACCAGCUGGACGAGGACAAACACACUUGUAUGGUGGGCUGCGCUGAGGACCUGUCGGGGUUGAAAAGAGGUGACAUAUCCAGUCUUUCCUGGCCUGAAGCGUACGCAGAAAAUACCAACUGUAAAUACACCCUGUCUGUGGAGGACAACCUUCAGCUGGAGCUGCACUUCUCUGAGGGUUUCGAUGUGGAGCAGAGCCCUGAGGGAGACUGCAUAGAUGAGCUGAGGAUUGAGACUCACUCUGAGACUUUGGGUCCAUUCUGUGGUAACAAACCCCCACCUUCUCCUUUUCUCACUCACUCGAGCCACGUCCAAAUCCAUUUCAUCUCUGACGGGUCUGGGACUAACAAGGGCUUUAAUAUCCACUUCAAGACCAGAGAUAAGGUCUGUCGACCUGUGACCUCAAACUCAAAUGUGACUCAUCUGAAAGAAGAAUAUCAUCGGGGAGAAUCAGUGACCGUAACUUGUGAUCUUGGCUAUGUUGCAGAUUCACCUGGCGGUCUAACGAGACAGUAUGGCACAACCUGCCAGAGCAAUGGUGCAUGGGCUCCCAUGUACGCCUGUGAAAUUGUGGAUUGUGGUUGGCCGGACCUUGGACGUGACAGCAUCCUUCAGAUGGUGAAUCCAGAGGAUCAAAACACAAAGUAUGGCAGCCGGAUGCAGUUUUACUGCACUUCAAAGUUCUACACACUGGAAGGAAAUGAUACAAGCACUUGUAACGCCGAUGGCGAGUGGACCAGGAUGCCAAACUGCAAUGAAGUGUGUGGAAUGCCAGAACCGUCAAGCACAGCCAGAAUUUUGGGAGGAAAGGUGGCAACGCUGGGAGAAGUACCGUGGCAGCUUUUCAUAACACGUCCAAAGUUCGGAGCAGCAUCGCUGAUAAACGAUCAGUGGGCCGUCACAGCAGCACACGUUGUGAACGACAUCCCGAGAGAAUCAAUUCAACUCUACGGUGGACUGAUAGAUACAACAACUAUUAGUAGAACUGAUGUAUCUCCCAUUCCAAUUGAAAAAAUCAUAGUGCAUCCCAGCUACAGAGGAGCCUUACCACAAACAAAUUAUGAUAAUGAUAUAGCUCUGAUAAAAUUCACGUCCAAAGUGAAGCUUGGAACAAACCUCCUGCCUAUUUGCUUGCCAGAAGUAAACAGAGGUGUGAUGGAGGGAGAACAAGGCACAGUGUCUGGCUGGGGGGCUACAUUUCAGGAUAGUAAUUGGAAUAGCACAUCAGACGUCUUACAAUACGUUGACGUUCCCGUUUACUCCCUCACUAAGUGUGGGAACACACCUAGUCUUUAUAGCAAAGCCAUGAGUUUUACUAACAACAUGUUCUGCGCUGGAGGAAAAGGGGCAGACAGUUGCAAGGGAGACAGUGGCGGUCCUUUUGUUUCACCCAUGUUGUCUUCAGGCGUAGGGCCCCAUUAUCUGAUUGGCAUUGUGUCGUGGGGCGCUCCCUGUGUGAGGGGAGGUGCAACAGGUGACAAGAAGGGUUAUUACACCAAGGUGGAGAAUUAUGUCAACUGGAUUAAUGAGAUCAAGAAAAAUGAAGCAGGGAGUAUUAAUUCAGACAUGGACAUAUUCAAUGCCAGGAUUGGUUGGACAUCUUUCAUCAUAUGGUUUCUGCGUGUGUUGGUGUGUGAGUGUGUCCCACUGCCGGACUCAGGGCAGAACCAUUCCCCCCAGUGUCCUCAGCUCUAUCCCGUCAACCUGCAGAAGCAGUGGGAGAUCAGCGUGCCGGACGGCUUCCAGAUCAACCUGACCUUCACACAUGUGGACAUCAAAUCCUCAAUUACUGUUUUACAUGAUGAAAAGGUUCUUGGAAAGUUUUGUGGCAAUGAGAACUCUGCUGAUGGACGUCACCCCGGCCACCAGCCCAUUUUGUCUCCAGGCAGCAGACUCACCCUGAAAAUCCAGCUGAGUGACUACAACCCGGACCGAAACCAGAAUGUGGGAUUUUCUGCUCAGUACCAAGCAAUAGACAUUGAUGAAUGCUCAGCACCAGAACCUGAGGAUGGAUCAGGUCCACUCUGCUCUCAGAUCUGCCUCAACACACUUGGGUCAUAUCGCUGUGCUUGUCACCAUGGCUACGGGCUGCGCUCAGACCAACGCACCUGCAUGUUAAUUGACUGUGGAGAACCUGAGCCUCUGCUGAAUGGAGGAGUAACAUUGCUGUCUGGCUUCCAGAACCAAUAUCUUUCUGUUGUUCAGUAUCAUUGCAAUGAACCAUUUUAUUCUUCAUAUGGUGGCAUUAAUGUUUCUCUCACCUGUGAAGCAGAUGGACAGUGGAGAUCCAACCAUGAUGUUAUUUUAAGACCAGCAUGCCUACCAGUUUGUGGUCGACCAACAAAACAAAUUGAAAAUGACUUUCAGAGGAUUAUUGGAGGAAAUGAUGCUGCAGAGCAUACCAUCCCAUGGCAAGCUUUAAUAAAUGUAGGUAGCAGCAGAGGAGGAGGUAUGAUCAUAGCAGAUCGCUGGAUUUUGACUGGAGCUAAUGUGGUUGUGUUUAAUGGACAAGUACAAACUCCUGAGGCUGUAUCUGUUUACCUUGGAGUUACAGAUGUUCACCAAAUUAUAGAAAAUCCUUCCCUGAAUGUAACUGCAGUCCAUGUUCACUCUGAAUAUAAUAAUUCAAACUAUUUAAAUUUUGACCACGACAUUGCAUUGAUAAAACUUAAAGACCCGAUCACAUUCCAAGCAGCAAUAAUGCCACUGUGUUUGCCAUCAGAGGAUGACACAUAUGACACCGGAAUGAUGGGGAUGGUAUCUGGCUUUGGCAUUGCAGACAAAGGCAAGCUGCGUUUUCUAACAAAUAAGCUGAAGUAUGUACAUGUUCCAGUGGUGGAACAGAAAAAAUGCAGUAAUUCUUUGAAGGGAAUGCCUAGUAGCCAGACACCAAAACUGACAAACAACAUGUUCUGUGCUGGAACUCCUGAAGGUGGGAAGGACUCUUGCAAUGGUGACAGUGGGAGUGGCUUCACUCUGCAAUCUGAAAAUGGACGAUUCUGGGCUGCUGGGAUUGUCAGCUGGGGGUUAAAAUGUGGACAGAAAGGAAAAUACGGAUUUUAUACCAAAGUGGCAAACUAUGUAGACUGGAUUAACAAGAUCAUGCGAGAAAACAUUGAAGAUUAAACACAUUAACAACUUAAGCUGAGACAAAAACAAAAACUAAAAGCUGAUUAAACAACUUUUAAAUACAAAGUUGCUCAAAAGACAAUUAAAAAUGGGCUCUUAUUGUAUAAUAAAUCAUAAAUUGUAACCAGGUUGCUAUGUAUUGCAAAUUUUUGCUCAGGUCCCUCUUGAAAAUUAGAUCUAGAUCUCAACGGGGUUUACCUGAUGAAAUAAAGGAAUAUGAAAUAAAUAGAAAGGUAGCUACUUAAUUUUGUUGUUAGUAGGUUUAGCUGUACUUGAUUUUGUUCAAAACCUUGUUCAUUCAAUUUGAAUAAAGUGGUUUAAGCGUC
Xiphophorus maculatus (southern platyfish) is the source of this 4037-nucleotide messenger RNA. Its product is annotated as mannan-binding lectin serine protease 2-like. Lineage: Eukaryota; Metazoa; Chordata; Actinopteri; Cyprinodontiformes; Poeciliidae. Bases 97 to 3708 code for a protein of 1203 amino acids. The transcript is spliced from 20 exons. The record is from RefSeq and is a predicted model, not a curated record. Gene Ontology annotation, biological process: proteolysis. Gene Ontology annotation, molecular function: calcium ion binding; serine-type endopeptidase activity.